GCCACCGUGGAGACCGAGGCCGCGGCGGCCUGGCGCGAGACGAUGCACGCGCGCAGCGCGUGGGUCAUUGUGCAGGAGGUGGCCGACCACCAGGAGGCGAAAGCAGCGGAGUACAGGCGCCAGGCAGACUUGGCGUAUGACAACUACCAGGACGCCUACAAGAAAGCCAUG
Molecule: messenger RNA, 171 nt
Organism: Prorocentrum cordatum
Lineage: Eukaryota; Dinophyceae; Prorocentrales; Prorocentraceae
Source: the annotation of a GenBank genome assembly